AUGAACGCUUCAACAAGUACAAUUUCAUUACCAACAAUGACGAUCAUUGGCACUACCUCCUCGCUCAUCAUGUCAAGCUUAAAAAGAAGAAAUAUCGCAAAUAGUGGUGAGAAUUUAGGAUUGAAUGGUUUUGAAUCCAUUCAACAAUUGCAACAAGUGGCUUCCAAGCGACAUGUUGUCAUUGGAGUUCAUACCAUUAUUGGACUGCAAACAUCGUAUGUGGAGAAGUUAUUGGGAUUGAAUGCGUCACUUCAUGAAUACAGAAUUGAAAGAAUGGACCGGCCUGAAGCAGAUUGUUGGAUGGGAAGUGUUUUUGAAUAUUUUGAUGCGGUAGUGACCACGGAUUCAUUUUUCACCAUCAUGUUCCGACAAAACAGAGAUUGUUUUUUGGGAGAGAGAAGAUUUACAUCACUGUCAAAUAUCUCGAAUGAUAUUAACCUUGUGAAUAUUGGUCCCUAUGAGGUAUUGAUGCUUUCUUCAACAACCAAUGAUGCAAGAAUGAUGGAGCGCAUUGCCUCUCAAGCAUUAUACGACGUGAUGAGACAAUUUGUAACUCAAAUGUUUAUUCCACUGUCAUUGUGCAAUUCAUUUUACAUUUCGCAUGAUUAUGCAGUAAUUAGAGCAGGUUAUGGAUUUGUGAAUACAACAGAAAUGGACAUCAAUGCGUUUUCUUGGUAUUUUCAAAAUCCAAUGAACAUCAAUCGCACCUAUUAUGAAAUUGCACUUCAAAUGUUGAAAUCAAAUCUCACCGCUGAAGUUUUUGAUUCCUUAAAGAUUCAAACAGAUUCUUCACUAAGUGCUGCAUUAAGCGCCAAGGUGUUUCCUGCUUCAUGCUAUUCUUGUUCUACCUCUCAAUGCAUGUGGGAAGACACGAAUAAUCCAACUCCUUCCAAACAAACAGAUCCCAUUGCUGCAGCCACCGGAGUUUUUCUUGGACUUUCCUUUAUGAUUUAUUGGCCUUUAUUAAUUCUCUUUCGAAACAAACCAAGUAUUCGAAAACGAUUGAUCAUUCCCUACAUAUGUCCCUUAUUGCAAUAUGUGUUCAUGAUCUUUCAACUCUUUGAAGUCGCAAAACCAUGUUUCUUAUUUCAAUUCAUUGUCAUUUAUUUCACCUCUUCCUACAGCAUCACCAUCUAUUAUACCAUCAUGGCAAGAUUUUUAAUUUUGAGAAAUUUGUACAACAUUUUGAAGAAAUGUCGCAAUGAACAACAAGUGUUUGGUAAAAUGCAAGAACCUUUACCACUGCACACACCAGAAUUGUUGGAAGCAAGUCCAUAA
Molecule: messenger RNA, 1278 nt
Organism: Naegleria fowleri
Lineage: Eukaryota; Heterolobosea; Eutetramitea; Acrasida; Naegleriidae
Exons: 1
Coding region: 1-1278 (425 amino acids)
Source: RefSeq, a predicted model, not a curated record